Priapulus caudatus is the source of this 3058-nucleotide messenger RNA. Its product is annotated as SAM and SH3 domain-containing protein 1-like. NCBI's taxonomy places the organism in Eukaryota, Metazoa, Priapulida, Priapulimorpha, Priapulimorphida, Priapulidae. The record is from RefSeq and is a predicted model, not a curated record. The coding region runs from base 1 to 2166 and encodes 721 amino acids. Gene Ontology annotation, molecular function: protein binding. The transcript has 9 exons.
AUGAAGCGACAUAAGAACCUCGCCGGCCGCAUGUUGAAGCUGAAGGAUACCAUGAAACGUCGCAUGUCGAUAGGAGGCAGGCGAUCAAGCUUGAUGGGCGACCCGAACCAGUCUGACGACACGAGGAUGCGAUCGCAGUCGGAGCUUACCCUGCCUUUGAGCCGCAGUUACUCAGUUGAGAGCAUGGACAGUCUAGCUAGCUUCAUCAGUCCCACUAGUCCAGGUUAUUUCAAUCGGCUGAGUCACAUCAGUGACAGCUCCGGAGAGGAUCACAUCCAAACAGGUCCAGUCAUCGCCAAAGCGGUGGUGAAGAAGGAUUAUACACCGAGUCCCUACGACACGGACGCCCUCCGUCUGAAGACGGGUGACGUCAUCGACGUGUUUAGCAUGCCGAGCACGGGCACGUGGACGGGCGUGCUGCGAGGCAAGGUCGGCCACCUUAAUUCAUUCAACGUCGACAUCGUUAGCGACCGAGACGCCGAAGAACAAGCGACGCAGCCGAACGCCGCGUCACCACAAGCACACGCAGCGGAGACCACGCACGACGGAGGAACUACUGAGAGACUCUGCUUAGAGAAGUACAUCAGCGUGUUCAUGUUGAACGACUAUGACCUUGAACGCUUCGGAGAACUGGAAGAAGAAGAUCUAGACGACCUUCAGAUUGUGAGCAGCGAGGACAGAGCGAAGAUUCUCACGGCAGCCGAACUUCUACACGACUACGAUGGUGAUGCAGAACCAGCGCAUGCGCAGCAGCAGCAGCAGCCGGAAGUGGCGGCGGAGGUGACGUCACGCGGUGAGAUCAGAGACUCAGGUAUCUAUGCGAGCAGCGACUGCCUACAGAUGACGAAACCAGCCGACGUCGAUGUGUCGGCAACGACGACGACCACGACCGCCGCCAGCAGCAGCAGCGCUCCGGCGACGCUCAAACGACAAGACGCCGUGCGCACGAAGCAGAAACAAGAGCGCAUCUCAAAGUUCUACGUCAAUAUUUGCCCGCCGGAAGAGGGCUCUGGUAAACGCCAAACGCCCGGAAGCGACGCCGACGUGAAAUCGACAAUGCCGAGUGAGACCGCGAGCGCCGCAAUUAAAACAAAGGCAGAGCCGACGAAGACGCCCUCUGACGGGAAAUCAUCCGCCGACUGGAAAACAGCGAGCGUGAAAUCGAAAGCGAAGCCGGGGAAGGAACACACGAAGGCACUGCGCAUGUCCGUCAACAUCUCACCGCUAGUGGGAGUGCCGGGCAUAGAUGAUAGCAUUCACGCGACGCAGAGCUGCGAGGCCCUCGUCGAACCGAGCGCGCCGACAGCGAGAGAGAAAUCGUCGCCGCCGCUAGAGGACAGUGUGUUCAGUGCGUCGCCGGCGAGCAAGCAGCGCGUCAGACUGACGGCGACGCACCACGCCGACGGCUGCAAGAAACUCUUCUCCGACUCGAACGUCAACUACGGAGAGGUUCGCUUCAGAAGCAAGGGUGGGUUCGGGCAGCGCGCGGCGACGCUGCCGCGGCCACCUAGCGACGAACGCAAGCGCGAGUCGACGCCGUCGGCGCGUCCGUCUGCCAGAGGGCACCAGUCUCGCGUGAAGACGAUCAUCGAGACGUUCCAGGGACUGCGGACGUGGAGGGAGUCGUCGCUACGCCCCAUGUCGUCGGCUGUGGCUGAGAGGUCGAUGACGGCAGUGCCGUCGGUCGUCGAGGCGAUGUUGAGACGGAAGCUGGGAGAGGAAGGGAUCGACCUCCUGAAGGAACCAUACACGACGGGAAAGGACGGGGUCGGCGACAUUCCGCCAGCUCUCAUCACACGCUAUGCGGCAGAGCUGUGCUACCAUGCAUCAGAGAUCGCUAACGCCAUGGAAACACUGCGCGUCACACAGCUUCACGAGAAGCAGAAACCAGCAGUGUUCAGUGAGAAGCUGAGUGAAGCCCGCUUAUUGACGAGCACCCCCGUAUACAACUACUCAUCAGUACAGGACUGGCUCACCUCUCUCGGUCUCCCAAUGUACACCGAGAAUUUGAUGAAGCAGGGAUACAGCCAAAUAGAACAAGUAGCGAUGCUGAGACGAACAGAACUAGAGGCGCUCGGCAUAUCGAAGACGUCACAUCUUAGCAUACUUAGUGCUGCCUGCGACCACCUACGACAACACCUGCGCAAAUACGGUAUAGUUAAUUAGCCAGGUGAUGCCAAAUCAAACCUGCAUGAUCUCCGUAUUUUUUUUAUAGAGUUGAUGGCGUAAACGAAUUCAUGUUCGUAUUUUAUAUUCCAAACAUCAAACGUUUUGUACGUGUGCCUAAAUCUGCGUUUACCCUUUCCUCUGUUUCUUUUUUCAUUUGUUUUUCGAGCAAAGUAUUUUAACUGUGAUGAAACUUGCCAACGUUUCCUUGCCAACGUUUCCUUGCCAACGUUUCCUUGCCAACGUUUCCUUGCCAAUCGCUGUUUUGUACGUGAAAAAACUUGUGUCAGAUAUUUUCUGGUUAUACUUGUCGUGUGUAUGUGAAAACUAUCCUUCACCCUCUAUUCGUGUUGAACAAUUAACGGUGCUCUGUGUAGGAAAACGUGUUAUCUACAUUACCUUAAAUGUACAUAGUACUACUUAAUAAAUGUAUACACCUGUGACCAACCGAAAUGCAGCCAGGACCCAUUGGUUAAAGAGUCAAACUCUAUACAGGACGAAAGGUUAUUGUUAUUUAUUGUACAAUAUUGUUGUACAUAGCAAAUAGUAUACUCAUAUUCUUCCAAACUUCUUACAAAUGCGUAGAUGCAUUUUUCUCUUUACUGGAAGUUAUUUAUAUAUUUCAUUCAAUAUAGUUCAACAUGUAUAAUUACACGCUGUAUAUCGUUGUGGGAAUAUACAUUUGUCUCACACCCAUAUUAACAUGAAUAUGUUAUUGCUAAAGUCAUUUCACAUUGAAUCAAUCGUGUUACUGCUUAAAACUAUUAUAGGUGCCAUUCAUGUUUAACUAUAUACACAAGUAUCAUCCAAUAUGAGAUAUCAUAUAUAUAAUAACUACAGAUAUGUAGUUAGAUUAAAUUGAUUGGAAAUAAACGAUUAUAAUCGUAAUUAA